Messenger RNA from Stegastes partitus (bicolor damselfish), 2196 nucleotides. Its product is annotated as zinc finger protein 98-like. The coding region runs from base 149 to 1096 and encodes 315 amino acids. The record is from RefSeq and is a predicted model, not a curated record. The transcript is spliced from 3 exons. Lineage: Eukaryota; Metazoa; Chordata; Actinopteri; Pomacentridae.
CUUCUCACUUUGUUAGUUUUCAAGUGACAGGAAGUGGAUCAGAACAGCAGUGGAGAGCAGCUGCUGCACUGUCAAGCUGAUCUCCAGGAGGAGGAACGGAGCCGAGGAACGCUGUCAGUUGUUUUAACUGAGCCACGAUAGAGGACAUAUGGAUUCUACACAAAAGCAACACGAAAGCAAGAACGAAGUGCAGGACGACGGCGCUCCCCCAAGAACUCCAAGAGGAUUCAGAUCGCUCUGUUGUGAUCAGUGUGGGAAGACUUUUACUCAGACGGGCAACUUAAACAUACAUAAACUCAUCCACAGUGGAGUUAAAGCCCACAGGUGUGAUCAGUGUGGGAAGACUUUUACUCAGCUGAGUAACUUAAAAACACACCAGCUGUUCCACAGUGGAGUCAGAGCCCACCGGUGUGAGCAGUGUGGGAAGACGUUCACUCUGAUGGGUCAUUUAAGAGCCCAUCAGAUCAUCCACAGUGGAGUCAAAGCCCACAGGUGUGAUCAGUGUGGAAAAGCCUUCACUCAGAUGAGCACCUUAAAAACACAUCAGCUCAUCCACAGCGGAGUAAAACCACACAGGUGUGACGAGUGCGGGAAGACGUUUGCUGUCAGGAGUAGCUUGAAAAAGCACCACGUCGUCCACAGCGGAGUUAAAGCGCACAGGUGUGAUGAGUGUGGAAAAACCUUCACUGAAAAGAGAAGCUUGAUUAUCCAUCAGCGCAAUCACACAGACAGCGAGCCAUACCGCUGCGACCUGUGUGAAAAAACAUUCAAGCAGCAGUACACCCUGAAGACACACCGACGGCUGCACACCGGCCAGGAUGUGUACUGCUGCGUCCAGUGUUGCAAAGUCUUCACAAAGUACUCAGAAUUUAAAGCCCAUGAAGGUACACACACUGGAGAGAAACCGCAUCGCUGUGACCAGUGUGAGAAAACCUACAGCUCCAUCUGUGGCCUGAUUGUCCACCAGCGGAACCACACUGGGGAGAGACCAUACCAAUGUGACCAGUGUGAGAAGACUUUUAAAACAUCAAACGCCCUAAAACGACACCGACAGAUCCACACCGACAGAGAAUGUUCAAGUGCCGGCGCAAAGUGAGGUACGUAAAGAACGGUCUCAGUGACAGCGACCGCAUGUCGACAUAUCUUCAGCUGUGGUUCUGGUUUAACACUUGGAUGCAUUUAAAACACCUGCAGCGUUGCCUUUGCUGUGCGAGCGCUUAUUUUCAUUGACACUCAGUGAAAUGAGGUUUACAAGUCAGAGUGCAGAAGUGUCCUCAGAUGUCAGAUGAGAUGCUCUCCAUUUAAGACGUGAUGCCUCCAUUCUACACAACUGCAGCACACCCUGACGUAUUCUGUGUUCGUUUUAGAAGCGGAGCAGCACAGGUGAACCCAGUUCUCAGCCCCGUCAGCUCUCUGCCAAUGGUAAACGGCACCGUUGUGAACCCUACAGAGUCCCGCUAGACGCAAACUGAACUCCUGCAAAGAAGGUGGGAGAGGUUUCCCAACUCCGGGUUUAUUCAAAGCCCAUGAAGUCAACUGUCAUAGAAUUCAUAUUUAUUGUCUUUGCCUCAUCUUCCUGUCCCUGAAAUUUCUGAUGGAAAAGGACAUAGAUCAGCGAACAAUCAGUGGAAGCUCAGCAGCAGCAGUAAUCAGGAGGUGUAGAAGGAGGCACCACAAAUCAGAGCUGCAGUGGUCGUCUCACGGACAAAGCGCUACCUUCACUGUCUGUCUGCGAAGAACCAGAUGGGCAGCUGCUUCAGACUUGGCACAUUAGUUAUCAACGGACAUCAGCGUUUCUGUAAAGCUCAGACAGUUUACAGGACGUGAAUAAUGUCGCCCCCUGUGGAUGGCAUGGAAGAAAAACACCCCAUCCCAUCGGUCGGUACAAAACUGCAAGAGUGAACUUUGCUACAGAACAUAUUGGGUUCAGAUUCUUUAGUCAGAUGGCAUCAAGAUGAAUCAGUUUGAUUCAGGUGGAGUCCAGCAUCCACAUAUACAACAAGAUUUUUACUUCAUAUGUUUCCACAACAUGCUAGACUUUGACCUUUUUUUUUUUGGGACAUAUACGCUAAGUAAUUUUGUUAACACGCUAUACUUUAGCAUUAGGUAGUCGUUUUUACAACAUACUGCACAAGACCAUUAUUUUCUUUUACAUCCUGCACAGGUUUUUGAUGACAUAAUAAAUGCUCAAAUGAA